Heterotrigona itama is the source of this 4320-nucleotide messenger RNA. The record is from the annotation of a GenBank genome assembly. Lineage: Eukaryota; Metazoa; Arthropoda; Insecta; Hymenoptera; Apidae.
AUGCCUAAUUCUUGGUCUGUUUUAGGUCUCCAGCCUGCUAGCACCAAAGCGCAACCCACCACGAUCAGCAAGUCUCACAGACCCAGUUCUGGCGUUUUACCUCAGGGUCAUACCCCUGGGCCGGGUCCGGGUGGUCAACAGAAUAGCAGGAGUUUUGCCGCCGCUCUGAGAAACCUUGCAAAGCAGGCAGGGCCGGCACCUCAGGAAGAAGAACCUCGAGCGAGCCCCAAGAAUCGAGCGCCACCUCCUCUGGUUAGAGGUCCUUCGCCUGCCAAGGAACGAUCGACGCACGAAAGAAGACCAGAGGAGAUGCCCUCGUUGUACACGAAUGCGAGACCCGCGGACACCAGUAAACACAGCGUAACUGCUGCCGCUUCCGAAUUGCUGGCCCGUUCCGGUUUUCAACCGUACCGGCCUGAACACCAUCCGGCCCACGCUCCACCGGCUUUCGCCCUGGAUCCUGCGGCCUACAAUCCUUAUCAUCACGGUCUCUAUCCACCGCCGCACCUUCAACACGCUUAUAGAUUAGAGGAACAGUUGUACUUGGAACGGUGUGGAAUGCUGAGACCGCCGUUAUUUCCUGGUUUACCUUCGUAUCCUCUGUACGGGUUAAGAUACAGUCCGGACAUGCUACCGCCUGCAUCCCUCGGACUGAUGUCUCCCGUGAUGCACGAGCGAUUGAAGCUGGAGGAGGAACACCGGCUCAGGCAAGCACGGGAGCAAGCCGCGUUGCGGGAGGAGGAGGAGAGGAGACGAGCGGCACGAAAUUCCGCUCCUGCAGCCCCGGUACCCGCGCCUGCACCUGCAUCCGCCGAUACUGCAGCUAGGAAGCCGACCAUAGCGGCUCAGAUGCAUAGCGACCGGGAGCGAGAACGCGAGAACAGAGAUCGGCCAAGCGGGAGCAGUAGCGGUGGCGGCGGCGGCAGCGGAGGCGGAAGCGGUGCAAAUAGCAACAGCAACGCUAAUAACAACGGUAACAGUAACGUUGGAUCUGUCGGUAAUAGUCAUCAUCCAUCGAGAAAAGAAGAGCACUCCGCGGCUAUGCCGCCUCCUUUGACUUCUACUCUACCCCCUCUGAACCUUGGACCUCCGCCAGCUAUAAGCUCCGCGGCUAUCGGUGGCCCGCCACCUAUCCCUCCUAUACCCUCUAUCUCGUCCUUAACGCCAGCGGUAAUUGGACCACCGCCACCGCCGCCACCUCCAUCCCUAACUAUGCCUUUGGCGCCUAUCAUUUCUAUACCUUCUCUCCAUUUACCCUCCGUAUCCUCGACUACUAUUCAUUCUAGUCAGCAUACAGCUACGAUAAUGAGCAGCGCGACAACUACGGUCACAACUUCUAUAUACCAUCAACAACAACAACAGCAGCAGCAGCAGCAGCAACAACAACAACAACAACAACAACAACAACAACAACAGAUGCAACAAUCGUCGCAAGCGCCGUCGCCAGUAACAUCGUCCACAUCGUCGCAACAUCAGCAACGUAGUAGCAGCGCGGCCGGUACAACGACGAGCAAUAGUCUGUCGAGCAGUGGCGGCACCAUGACAACGCACGGGACGCACACUCUAACGACAGCUAACGCGAUUCCCUCGAUUAUGAAUAGCGUCAACCAUAUGACCACCUUGACUCGAAAAUCGCCACCGUUGCCUCACGGUAUUCAUAGUUCGAGAGGUAAAGACGCCGGUACGGUCGCGAUAAGUACGACGACGAAUGCUUCGAGCACGAGCACCAGCAGCACGAUGAUCACCACCGUUACCACGACGAACACGUUGGCGACCACCCCGCAACCGGCUUUCGUUAGACCGUUCGAAGAUUCCUUUCGCUCUUCGUCGAAGCCUCAACCGAGACCCGUCGUGAACAGUCACAACCAUAUCAUAACCAAUCAAAUUUCUUAUCAGGAAUCGCCGGUGAAAUUGGCAACCGCUGUAACGACAACGUCGCAUACGAUCGCCGGACAGAUAAUAGCGGAGAAUUCCAUUGCGGAUAACACGAAGAGCACGAAUAUUCAGCAAUCGUUGUCACACCCGAUUCCCUAUCCGCCUCAACAAUUUCAUCAUCCUCAUAUACCUGUCUCGCAUGUAGCUAGUCUGUACAAACCGCCGCCGCAUUUCUCUUCUUCGUCUCCUCAUCAACAUCACUCGCAAGCGAAAGUGAACGUACCGGCGCUAGCUACUAGUAGCGGUGGCAGCACGAGUAACAGCAGCGGCACGACAGUAGCUACGACCAAUUCCAACUGUACGAAACAGCAAAGCAGCGCGCAUCACGUCAACGAGAACAAUUCAACGGCGACGGUGACAGCGGCCGUGACUCAACGAAACGAGAUCUCUUGUUCGUUGUCGUCGUCGUCGCCGCCGUCAUCGUCGUCCCCGUCGUCGUCGUCGUCGUCACCGUCGAUAUCGUCAAACGUCGUCAAUUGCAUAUCCGCCGACAAAACGGCAGGAAACGUAAAUUACAACGGCAAUAACGUUGGCGUUCCCGGUCACGGGAACAAGAUGACGAAUCACGCGAAUUCGUAUCACAAGAACAGCGCGGAUACACCGAUGAAGGAGAGCAAGGUUAAUUCGUGCAACGAGAAGAUGGAAAAUCACGCGAAGCAACAACCGACAGCGAAUCAGCUGAAUCAUUUAGGGAAAAAUUCGCAUCAGGAGAAGCCGUGGACGCCCCAUUUGACUUACGAACAACAAGGAAAGGGCCCGCCACAACAACCACCACCACCACCACCACCUCCACCACCACCACUACCACCACCACCCACUUUUCAACCUAUAAACUUUAAUCUCGCGGAGAAGGAGAUUAAACCUGAAGUAGAGUCUAAGAUACAGAGCGAUCAGAACAGCGUUUUGUCCACAUUAUCGUUUCAACCGAAUUUUAAGUUCAGCAUAAACGACAUCGCACAGAAGCCUAUAGAUACGACUCAGCUGAUGCAGAGCAUCAAGUCUGAGGAAGUUUUGCGUACCUGUCAGAACGUGUCUAAUGUUCUCCUACAGAUACCAAAAUACCAAGAGAAACUGUUGAAUUUCUCGAACGAGUUGAAAACCGCAUUUUGUUUCACCGACAAGUGCAAUAAUUUGACUGAGAUUUCCGUGAAGUGCGAACCAGCGGUAUUAAAUGUGCCUGACCUGAGCAAGGCUCUAGUCAAACAGGAUGUCACGAGCGAAAAGUCUUUUCUUGUACCUGAGAAGCCGAGAGAGUUAACAUCCUCGUUAGAUCUAGCCGAGAGAAGAAGGAAGAGGAAACGGGAAAGAAAUAAUACAGGCCUCGCGUGUAGUUCCGAUUCGGAAGGCGAAGAAGAAACGAAGGACGUGGAUCUCUGGAUUAUCAAAGGACCACCAGCCAAGUUACAGUAUUCCGAGAAGAAGCUUGCAUUCCUCGCCAUGUUCGGUCUAACUACUUUAAGUAUGAGGAAUGAAAUAGAGCUCUGUAAAGUGGAGAAGAGAUACAGGUUAAAUCCAGAUCCACCGGAAGUACCUUUGGAGACGGAACAAAUGGUCGAGUCAGUAUUACCAAUACCGCAGGAACAUCCGGAUGUAUUGCUCCACACGCCAGAUUUCGAGCCGAAAGUUGGUUUUCUCAGGACCAUAGGCCUCGACGUGAUGCCUCCGAACAGAAGAGAUGGCAAGUAUUGGCGCGAGAGAUGUUUCUCCUCGGCUGUCGAUAGUUGUUGCUAUAAAUUAAACUUUCGAAUGAUUACGAUUGACAAUGAACAUGAAAACAAUUAUUUUACAGAGGCAGAAGUAACGUGGCAGUACGUUCUGCAAGAUCGUAAGAAACGGAGAAGUUCGAACUCCGUAACCGCGUACUGCGAAAGAAUUGCCAAGGCGUAUUCGAAGAAUCCACCAACGUUACCGAAACCGCCGCAAAAGAUGAGACUUCUAGACAGAGUGAAAGUAAAGCAGGUUCCAGAACGACCACCGCCUCUACCACCUUUGGUUCCAAACAUCGUCUCGAUGGGUUAUCCUGCUUUGCCUAUGCCCGGUGAGAAUGGGGUGAAGCAACACUGUAAAAUCGUAGAUAUCAAGAUCGUGGAUGAGAAUGUAGACGAUCACGUCGGUGGGAAGAACGAAAGACCCAAGUGGACCGGCAUCGAGGACAUCAUGCUAGCUUACAGUGAAUAUUCCAAAGAGAGAGCAUUGGAGAAGAAAAUUUUGACGAGCGAAACAUCAAAAUUGGUAGCACAGUCGAACAACCUACGUUCUGAAACCAUUCACCUAGAGCGAAGGAUAUACGAACUGCUGUCUGCGAGAACGGCUCUUGAUUCGGAGAGACGAAUGCUCAGUGAAAAGAUUGAAAGGAUUAAUGCACUUGUUAGGAACCUUAGGUAG